This is a messenger RNA of Lichtheimia ornata, 1380 nucleotides long. RefSeq lists its product as uncharacterized. Lineage: Eukaryota; Fungi; Mucoromycota; Mucoromycetes; Mucorales; Lichtheimiaceae. Gene Ontology annotation, molecular function: hydrolase activity. Gene Ontology annotation, cellular component: endoplasmic reticulum. The record is from RefSeq and is a predicted model, not a curated record. The coding region runs from base 1 to 1380 and encodes 459 amino acids. Gene Ontology annotation, biological process: GPI anchor biosynthetic process. The transcript has 3 exons.
AUGAUCCAGGUUCCAGAUUCCCGCUAUCAAGGGACAACACCACCACCAGCAGAUGAUAGCAAACAUCGUUUUAAUCGCUUCAGGUCACCCACAGUCAACUUUGUCAACGUGUUGCGUCUUGUAUGGAUUCUCGCCCUUCUCCACGGUGAAUUCAUUAUCUUUUGGAAAGCUGCAUAUCAAUGUGCCCCUUGGCCGAGUAGUGGCAACAACAAUGACCAAAUGCUGGAUCGGCUGCUGCUGAUUGGCGAUCCUCAAAUGACGGAUGCGUUUUCAUACGAUCGACCCGGUGUUCUAUUGCGUAUAUCCGAAUUCUUCAGUGAUCUUUAUAUGGGCCGCAACUAUCGACAUUUACAGCGACGACUUGAACCAAAAGGAACGAUCUUUAUGGGUGAUUUGAUGGAUGGUGGACGUGAAUGGGACGAUAAUGGAUGGAAGAAACAAGCAACACGAUUUCGACACUUGUUCAAGAGUAAUCGACCUCAAUACUUCAUGGCAGGCAACCACGAUUUGGGAUUUGGUGAUGGUAUCCAGGCGCAUGUGAUGGAACGAUUUCAAGGAGAAUAUGGACCUACGUCGUAUACCCUUAGCACUGGCACUCCUUAUUCGAUCGUUGUUGUGGAUACAGUAUCACUUUCAUCAAGCCAUACGGAUUUAGCGACCAAACGACAAGCAUGGGAUGUCAUUGAACGCCAUUUGCCGCCGCAACCACGUAUCCUGAUGACCCAUGUUCCAUUGUAUCGGCCACCGGGAACAUCAUGUGGCCCUGAUCGACAAGGCAGAUCACGUGAAAUACGCCAGGGUCGUGGAUAUCAAUACCAGAAUCUUGUAAAUGCAGAUUUAUCACGUCAGCUGCUUGAUCGCAUCAACCCUGUUGUCGUCUUUUCAGGAGAUGAUCACGACUAUUGUCUGGUGAAACAUGGCAACAACGAUAAGGAUGAAGAAAUCCCAGAAAUCUCAGUGCCCACUUUUAGCAUGGCGCAAGGCGUGCAUUAUCCAGGCGUCAUUUUGUUGGAUCUAUCCAUCACUAAACAAGAAGAGGAUACUACUACAACAGCAGCAUUGGCCACCAAACUAUGCUGGUUACCCGAUCAGAUCGCUAUCUUUAUUGGCUAUGGAUGCUUGCUUGGGUUAUCAUUGGCUUCGCUCAUGGUAGUCCACGCCUAUCGAUGGAGUGUACAUCGUUCUAGACGCGCUUUUGGAACCAAUGACGUCGGCGAUGAUCCAGUUAUCCUCCCAAGACCGGCUGUAUUUACACGUGCUGCUAAUGCAAGAUCUUCUGCUUCUUUGGCAAAACGACAACUCUAUUCAUUUUUCAAAGAUGUUGCCGAUGUGGCAUCCAUUGGUAUCCUUGCAUACAUUAUUUGUUUGAUCACAUUGUAG